CACGGUUCGAUCGGCAUCUUUGCAAUACGAGCAUUUGUAAGCUUGAUUUUAGUGCAAGUAUUCACUCGUAGUUUGUUUCAAAAUGGAAGCUUUGAUGGGAAUUCGUGGUUCGGAUUUCGUGAUGCUCGCUGCGGAUUGCACGCACGCCCAUUCCAUAAUGGUGUUAAAGGACGAUGAGGACAAGAUCUUGAAGGUGUCGGAUAACUUGAUGAUGGCAACCAUGGGCGAAGCUGGCGAUCGUGUCCAGUUCACCGAGUAUAUUAGCAAAAACAUACUGCUGUACAGAAUGCGCAACGGCUACGAGCUCGGUCCGUUAGCCGCUGCACACUUCACACGCCGGAAUUUGGCCGAUUAUUUGCGGUCACGUACGCCUUAUCAUGUGAACAUUUUAGUCGGAGGUUAUGAUGAAGUGGAUGGUCCCCAGCUACAUUACAUCGACUAUUUGGCCAACUCUUUGCCGGUAAAGUAUGCGGCUCACGGUUAUGGUGGCAUGUUUGUGAAUAGUAUCUUCGACCGGUACCAUCACGAUAAGAUCACGCAAAAAGAAGCGUAUGAAAUUUUCCGCAAAGGUGUUACGGAAAUUCACAAACGUCUGAUUUUGAAUCUUCCCAACUUUAAAGUGGCCGUGAUAGAUAAAGAUGGUGUAAAAUACCUUGACGACAUCACACCAGAUUCCCUGAAGCAAGCAUCCGCCGCUUAAACGAGAGAUAGCGUUCGUAGCCUUCAUUUGUACUGGGGGAUGGAAAUUACAUGGGAGCUUUUUGUCAUUUAUCUGGAAUAAAAUCGAUCAAUAUUAAACU
Molecule: messenger RNA, 800 nt
Organism: Anopheles moucheti
Lineage: Eukaryota; Metazoa; Arthropoda; Insecta; Diptera; Culicidae
Gene: Prosbeta4
Product: proteasome subunit beta type-2
Exons: 2
Coding region: 83-700 (205 amino acids)
Biological process (GO): proteasomal protein catabolic process
Cellular component (GO): proteasome core complex, beta-subunit complex; cytosol; nucleus
Molecular function (GO): peptidase activity
Source: RefSeq, a predicted model, not a curated record